Messenger RNA from Nematolebias whitei (Rio pearlfish), 492 nucleotides. RefSeq names its product NADPH oxidase 4-like. Gene Ontology annotation, molecular function: superoxide-generating NAD(P)H oxidase activity. The record is from RefSeq and is a predicted model, not a curated record. The coding region runs from base 1 to 492 and encodes 163 amino acids. Gene Ontology annotation, biological process: defense response; superoxide anion generation. The transcript is spliced from 6 exons. Lineage: Eukaryota; Metazoa; Chordata; Actinopteri; Cyprinodontiformes; Rivulidae. Gene Ontology annotation, cellular component: NADPH oxidase complex; plasma membrane.
AUGGCUGUGUCGCUGCGGAGCUGGGUCGCCAACGAGGGAGGGAAACACUUGGUCCUGCUGCUGUGGCUGGGGGCCAACACCUGGCUGUUCCUGGGCACCUACCUGCUGUACUCCACAGGGCUGCAGUACCACUACCUCUACAAGAUGCUGGGGCUCGGACUGUGCAUCAGCAGAGCGUCUGCAUCGGUGCUGAACCUGAACUGCAGUUUGGUGCUGUUGCCCAUGUGCCGCUCCCUGCUCACCUUCAUACGAGGAACACACGUGGUAUCUUCCAGAAAGACGCGCAGACUGCUGGACAAGAGCAAGACCUUUCAUGUUGCCUGUGGCGUUGCUGUCUGCCUCUUCUCUGUUUUUCACGUUUCAGCCCACCUGGUGAAUGUCGUCAACUUCAGCACGAGCUACUCGGAUGAAUUUCCUGCACUCAACUUGGCUCGCUACAGAGGAGAGGGAUACACUCAGGUGGAGCAGUGGGCAACUAUUGAGGGUGACUAG